Molecule: messenger RNA, 7371 nt
Organism: Hemiscyllium ocellatum (epaulette shark)
Lineage: Eukaryota; Metazoa; Chordata; Chondrichthyes; Orectolobiformes; Hemiscylliidae
Gene: tspan15
Product: tetraspanin 15
Exons: 8
Coding region: 94-1023 (309 amino acids)
Cellular component (GO): membrane
Source: RefSeq, a predicted model, not a curated record
CCGACAGGUGAGCCGGAACCGAAGGUUGUCUUUUUCCAAUGUUUGUUGAGGUCACGCGACGGACUAACGGCUGGAACUGAGCGCGCGCUCGGCAUGGAGCGCGCGCCUAGGGGGUCCAGGGCAGGGCCGCGCAACCACUGUCAGCGCUUCAACUACAUCUGUCUCAAAAUCAUCCUCAUCAUUUAUUCCACUUUCUUCUGGUUGAUUGGAACUUUCAUCCUCUGUAUUGGCAUAUACGCAGAAAUUGAAAGACAGAAAUACAAGACGCUGCAAGGUGCCUUUUUAGCUCCAGCUGUCAUCCUGAUUUUGCUGGGCAUUCUGAUGUUUGUGGUGUCUUUUAUUGGUGUUUUAGCAUCUUUGCGGGACAACUUGUGCCUUCUUAAAGUGUUUCUCUAUACACUUGCAAUUUUACUGAUACUGGAAUUGCUGGGUGGAAUUGUGGCGUUGAUCUUUCGGCAUCAGACGUUAGACUUUAUAAAUAAAAACAUCCGUAAAGGCAUUAUACGUUAUUAUGAUGAUUUGGAUUUCAAGAACAUAAUGGAUUUUGUUCAAGAAGAGUUUAAAUGCUGUGGUGCAGAGGAUUUCACUGACUGGUCACUGAAUAUGUACCAUAGUUGUGAAGGACGUGCAGCUGGGCCUCUUGCUUGUGGUGUGCCAUACUCUUGUUGUAGACGCAAUAAAACAGAUGUUGCCAAUACAAUGUGUGGUUAUAAAACACUGAAUGAGCAACGCUUCACUGUCCUUCAAAUCAUCUAUGUCGGUGGGUGUACAGACGCGGUGCUGAAUUGGUUCUUGGGACACUAUGCAGCCAUGGCUGCCAUCCUGUUUGGUAUAAUAGCACCACAGUUUUUUGGCGUUUUAAUAACUUGGCUGUAUAUCAGCCGGCUGGAAGAUAUCAUCUAUGAAUAUGAUACCAUGGAUAUUGGCCUGAUGAGUGGACCGUCUUACGGAAACUAUGAAAGUGCAAGCACAUCAGGAGCAGGAUGCUGUUGGUGUUUACCUACUCUCGAUGCUGUUGUGUGAAAUUUGUUGUAUGGAGUAAUUAUAUCAGGUUACCGGUGUCUCAGGAAGCAGUACAAGUUGUAAUACAAUCCAGGAAUUCUGAUAGUGUUAAAAGAUUGAGAGUUUAUAUUGCAGCAGUUUAAGAAGACAAUCUAAGUCCACAUAAAAAAAUAUUUUGACAUCGAAAGUAAACAGAGCACAGUUUUGGGUGGAGAUCAGAGUUAAGAAUCUAUGUCCAAAUUGAAAUCCAGCUUUUAAGCUUUCAGAUUCUGGAAGACCUGGGUUGUAUUACCAAUAUUUUCUGUACUCUCCCUUCAUUUCGUAUUACAUACUUAUAGCACUCUAAAAUUCCCAUUCUUUCCAUUUAAUGUACAAGAAGCACUAUAUCUCUCUACACUUUUUAAAGGUGCUGUCAUUUUGAUUUCAGGGCAAAUAUGUUUUGUUUUGUGAUAAUGCAACCUUGUAUUUUGCUACCUCUUUGUCCUGUUACUGCUCCUUUGCAAUAACAUAACUAUUCUCAAGGUGCAACAGGUACUCCAUCCAUGUAUUUCGCCAUCAUAACCCUGAACAACAUAAGUAGCGCCUCGACAUACGAAUGACCCCGUUCACGAGCAAAUCGGUUUACGAACAAGAUUGUACAUAAAAUUUUGUUUCAACGUACGUACGAAAUUCAAGGUACAAACGCAAAAAGCCUGUGUGCAACCACGUGGUUUCAUUGUUCUACUUUGCUACGUGCUUGUUGAAUGCAAAAGCUCUCUGGUCCCGCGUGAUCUCAUUCAGUUCGUCUUUGGCGCGUUCGUUGCUAUGUCCAAGCAUUCUUACGCUAUCCAAACAAUGGGAAAAAUUGAUUCAGUUCGCAAACGUUUUGGUUCAUAAUGCACAAAAAGUAAUUGGAAUGAAUUACUUUUUGUGCAUUAUGAUCAUGGAUGCAUUGCAGAUGUAACCACUCCUUCAGUUAGACUCGCCUCGUCCAAAUGUUUUGCACAAACAUGGACUUGUGUACUUCAUCCUACACCAAUCUGCGUUCUAUCAGGUGACUGUUCAGGAUUUUAGGCUGAUAGGCAAUUUGCUGCUUUUUAAUAUUUUUUGUAAAUUUGAUUGUAAUGUGUAUCUAAUUGUUAAAAUGAUAGACAGAGAGCAAUUUUACCAACAUUGCAAGGAAUUUUACCUCUUGGGAAGUACACAUCAGGAAAUCCCAGGUAUGCCAUUUUUUUUCCCUUCUCAUACAUUACAACUGGUGGGGGAAACUCCUUGUAUGUUUAUCAGAGGCAAACGCAGAGAAUUCUGGAGAAACUCAGUACCUCUGGCAGUAUCUGAGGAGAGAGAAACAGUUAAAGUUUCAAGUCUGGUAUGACUCUUCUUCAGAAACAGACUCAAAACAUUAAUUCUGUUUCUCUCUCCUCAGACACUGCCAGAUUUGCCGAGUUUCUUCACCAUUUACUGUGUUGUUUGAUUUCCAGCACCUGCGGUAUUUUUCCUUUAUUCAAAAGUUUGUCAAAAGUUUCAUGUGAUUUCAAGUUUUCAUGUUUUUUACAAGAUCCAUUUUCAUGCAGCUAAUUGAACAGGAGGGGCUCCAGUACCACAGAUGCAACUUUUCAACCAGUUCAAUUCACUCAUAUUAUAAGGAUUUUGGACCCGACAACACUCCAGUAAUCGUACUAAAGACGUACGUUCCUGAACGAACUUGUUGCAUCCCCAGCCAAGCUGUUCCAGUACAGCUGUAACACUGGUAUCCACCUAAACCAUGUAGAAAAUUGCCGAGGUAUAUCUUAUACUCAAAAAGUAGAACCAAAUUACCACUCGAUCCAUCUAUUCUUGGUUAUCAGCAAAGUGAUAGAAGGAGCUAUCAAUUGUGCUUCCGAGGUGAGCAUUCUUGUGGUUGUUGGAGGUCAGUCAUCUUAGCUCUUGGACAUCAUUAUAGAAAUUCUUCAAGGUAGUGUUGUAGACAAAGCCAUCUUCAGCUACUUCAUUGCUGACCUUUCCUUCAUUAUAAUGUCCAGAGUGCGGCUGUUCAUCAUUGAUUGCACAAUUAGCACCAAUCUUGACGAUUCGGAUACUAAAGAAGCGUCUAUCCAUUUGCAAAAACAUCUGGACAGCAUUUUGGUUCAGGCUGGUAAUGAGCAAUUUGCAUUCAUGAUAGACAAUGCUGAAUUCCAACAGGAGAGAAUCACACUAUCUGCCCUUGACAUUCAGUGGCAUUACAUUGCUGAAUCCCCCACUAUCAACAUCCUGGAGUUUGUUGUUGACCAGAAACUGAACUGGAAUAGCUAUAUAAAUACUGUUGCAGCAAGACUAGGUCAGAGGCUGGAAUUCUACAGUGAGUAAUUCCUCUCCUGUCUCCCCAAAUCAUGUCCGUCAUCGGCAAAGCAUAAGUCAGAAGUUUGAUGUAAUACUCUCACCUGACCUAAAUAAGUGCAAACCCAACAGCACUCAAUAAUCUCAAGACUAUCCAGGUCGAACUAGUCUAUUUGAUUGUCACCAUGUCCACAUUCUCACAAUCCAACACCGGCGCAUACACUACAGUGACAUCGAAGAACAGGGUAGUAGAUAACGUGAAAUACCACCACCUACGUUUCCCCUCCAAGCUGCAACCCUCUUGACUUUGAACCACAUUGCUGUUCCUUCACCAUUAUUAGGUCAAAGUCCUGGAAAUCCCUUCUUAUUAGCACUUUGGGCAUUCCAAAGACCACAUGGACUACAGUGGUUCAAGAAGACAGCUCACCACCACCAUCUCAUGAGCAAUAAAUGCUGGUCUAGUUGCUGAUGCCCAUAUCCUGUGAAAGAAUGGAGUAACUGAAAUGUUACAUAGUAUAGAACGUUUUCCUGAGAUCUGUGAUUUGGAUUUUAUUAUAAUUAAAUUUUGAAGAUUUAUAGAUUUCUUAAAAUUAAAUUCCACAGACUGAACAUAAUAAUGGAAAGAUUAAAUUCAAUAAUAUUUUACACUCAUAAGAAUAACUGACAUAUUUUGUUCAUUCUUUGAGUUUAGUCAUUUCUGUGCCAAUUGACUUUAUUGUAUUCAUAAUGUAGAUCUGACUAACUGUGAGACAAGCUGAGAUCUUCCAUCAGUUUCACCUCUUGCUCACUUCUUUGAUCCCAAGUCUUUCUUGCUGUGUGAGGUUUCCCUCCAUCUAAAUCCUCCUUUAGCCUCUAAUCCUUUCUAGAUUUAUUGAGAACUAAUCCCCUCACUCACUCUCACUUGUCUUAUUUUUUAACUUUAGUUAAUCUGUUCUUAGAAGUCCAAUGUCAAUAUUGUCAUCAGAUUUUCUGAAUAAAAGCCCAAAUGCCAAACAGCCCAUUUCUAUCUGUGGUGAUGCUGUCCCUUUAAAAAGGUUAUUUUGUCCUAGGUUUUUUUUGAAGAGAGAUUUUAAAGGCAGAGGUUCCAAACUCACAACUAGGGACGGCCUAAGUAAACAACAUAGGAGGCCUUUAGGUUUUUUUUUGAAAAGGUGGAACAAUGAAAGCAGCUUGAGAGGAGGUCGCCAGUUCUCACAGACCAGGCUUCCUUUUUUUUUAAACAGUCAGAAACUGUUUAGGAUCCUAGAAGAGGUGCAAGCUUCAGUGAGUAAUCCCUAGCUGCUGCUUUCUCUGAAAUCUGUCUUGAUGCUGUUUCCUUCUGGAUUGGAGAACUGCUUGUAAAAAUCUCUAUCAAUUUUUACCUUUUUUGCCAAGGGGUAUGUUUCUGGGAUGUUACUAUACUGGAACAGUUAAUUAGUGAUAGAUGCUGUAUGUAUUAUUCGGUUUAAGUUUUCCAAUAAGUUAAGUUAUUCAAAAUUCCCAUUUCUUUUGUUUGUGUUUUAACUGUAGAGUUUGAAUGAAUUGUGUUUUGUUUAAUGUCAUGUAGUUUGACCAGUCACAUCGCAACUGGAACAUGAUUUCAUGUACUUUUAAAAUAAGUAAAAGUUAAAGUUUGGGCUAACUUAUUAAAAUAUUUUGAGGGGGCCUGGUCUGGUUCAUAGCAUACCUUCUUCAUAAAAUCCAAAAUCAGGAAUUCCAAAUUAGACCUUUCAUUUCAGCCUGUUAAAGACCCACUGAACAGAUUUUCUUCUACUUCAACUGUCCUCUCACCUUGUUCAUACUGUUCCAUGAUUCUUCUGUCGCUUUCUGGUUUCUUGACCUGAACUGUUGGGCGGCAUGGCUCAGUGAUUAGCUCUGCUGCCUCACAGUGCCAGGUGAAUCAGUGAUGUACACUCUUAUCAAAUUUAGUAUCUUGUAUUCCCUGCUUAGUACGUGAUCUACUCCACAUUGCAAUAAUUGAACCCAGAUUGGGUGACUAUCUUGUAAAUAACAACAUGUUCAGUCUCCAAACAUUUCCAAUUGGCUGUCAUUUAAAUUUCCCAUCUUGUUUUCAUGCUGACUUCACUGUUCAUGACCUGCUGUGGAUAAAAUAAAGCUUAAGGUAAGUUGAAGAAACAAAACCUCAGCUUUCCAGUAAAUAUUUUACAACUCCACAAACUCAGCAUUGAGUUCAACAAAUUCAGGACAGAAGCUGUUUUUUUUCUUUUGCUUAUCACACUUUGGCUUUAUUCUUGUUUGUCUCUGUGUUUGCUUUCAGAAGCAGCCUGUCAUUGCUUUGCCAUUCAUAAUGCUCAUUGACACAUUUUUUUCCUUGUUCCAAUCCCAUUCUCUUUGGCCUUGCAUCACAAAUUUAUUAUUAUGAUUUAAUAUUUCUUGAUUCCAGUGGCAGUCAUUUAUGCCUGCUACCCCAGCAUUGGGCCAUGGAGGCUCUUGCCCCAUAGAUCCCGUCCCUGGCCUGCAGCAGAAAGGCCACCUCCCUUGAGUCAGCAGCUUCCUGUGGGAUGCUGGACCAGUCCACCAGCAGAAAAAUUCCAACUAGGCCUUAAAAGUACCUCAUUAUGAUUGUGCUUCCAAUAGCUUCACAAUAUUAUGUCAUUCACAAGAUCCUGAACCCAAUACAUGUAUAUCACCUGUCAUCAAAACAAGUCAGGCUGGAUGGGCCAGGUAUUGCAGCAUCUUGAAUGGCAGCAACCUGAACUGUAUCUACUCCUGCCACAAUCCAGCUGCUGGGCAUUGCUUCCCUACAUCUAUAGAUCCGCCAGUGAGCAAGCCUCUGAGCAGCAAUAUUUUUGUGCCAUACUGCUUACUGCUCAAGAAUUGUCGCUCAGUUUCAGUUCUCUGCAGUAAUUAUGGGCUUCUCUGUAGCUAAGAUUAAGAACACUUUUCUAGCUGCCGCAUCCACCUCCCUUCGUUCUCCUAUCAUCCCCCUAAGAUUUGUCCUACCCAGGCCAUGAAGUCUGUUAGAGGAGUAUAAUGUCAUUUGUCUAAAGUGGACUGAAUAAAUUGGUUAAGAGAAAGUGAGCUCUGUAGAUGCUGGAGAUCAGAGUCGCAGAGUGUGGUGCUGGAAAAACGCAGCCAGUCAGGCAGCAUCUGAUGAGCAGGCCUGAUUGGCUUUGCUUUUCCAGCACCACAUUUCUUGGAUAAAUUGGUUACAAAAUAAGUCAGUGGAAAGUUGUCAGGUAUUUAAGGAACUAAUACUUCACUCUCAACAAAGAUACAUUUCAAUGAGAAUGAAAGACUCUACCAGAAAUGUGCACCAUUCCUACCGAACUAAGGAAGUGUGAUAUCACAUUGAAACAAAGGCAUUUGAAAAUUAGUGGUAGAACUAGGGAAGUUUUAGCAAGAUAUGACUGAAAAAUUGGAGAAUACAAGAAAUGCAAAAACUAUCCAUGGAGUAGAUGAAAAUCAGGCAACAGGAAGAGAGAAACACCGAACAAAUGCUGUUGCUAAGUAGUAGGAGAAAUAAUAUGACUAUAAACUGACAAGUUCCCUGGUGCUGAUGGUCUGCAUAUGAAGGUCUUAAAAGAUGUUGCUCCAAAGAUAGUGGCGACACUAGUUGUUUACAUCCAGAAUGGAAAUGUAAAAUAUCAUCAAGGAAGAAGGCAGAAAGAUAAUAGAUAACUAUAAUUUCUAUCUUUGGGAAAAUGUUAGAAUACUAAUACAUUGUUGAUGGUGAUAUUAGCAUGGAUGGAGGAAUGGCUAAGUAACAGUGUGUUAGGAUAAAUGGUCAUUUUCCGAAUGGCAGACUGUAAUCAAUGGAAUACCACAGGAUCAGGCCUGGGGAGUCAGCUAUUUAUGAUUUAUAUACAUGUCUUGAAUGAAAAGAUGAACUAUGUUAUAGCAAAGUUGCUAACAAAACAAAGGAAGGUAGGAAAGCAAGUUUGGAGGAUACAAAGCAUUUGCAAUGAGAUAUAGUAAAAAAUGAGGUCUGCAGGUGCUGGAGAUCACAGCUGCAAAUGUGUUGCUGGUCAAAGCACAGCAGGCCAGGCAGCAUCUCAGGAAUAGAGAAUUCGACGUUUCGAGCAUAAGCCCUUCAUCAGGAAUAAGAGAGAGAGAGAGCCAAGCAGGCUAAGA